Scophthalmus maximus (turbot) is the source of this 3637-nucleotide messenger RNA. RefSeq names its product integrin alpha 4 (gene itga4). Gene Ontology annotation, biological process: integrin-mediated signaling pathway; cell adhesion mediated by integrin; cell-matrix adhesion. Gene Ontology annotation, molecular function: integrin binding. Gene Ontology annotation, cellular component: integrin complex; external side of plasma membrane. The coding region runs from base 1 to 3102 and encodes 1033 amino acids. The transcript is spliced from 28 exons. NCBI's taxonomy places the organism in Eukaryota, Metazoa, Chordata, Actinopteri, Pleuronectiformes, Scophthalmidae. The record is from RefSeq and is a predicted model, not a curated record.
AUGUAUCCCUCGGCGGUCGGUGUGUGCGCGCGCUGCAGCCUGCUCCUGGUGCUGGUUCAGGUCCUCGUCCAGCUCCUGGUGCUGGUCUGUCCCGUGGCAGGAUACAGUCUGGACCAGGACCACAGUCUGGAGUUCAGCGGGCCCCCCUCCUCCAUGUUCGGAUACUCAGUCCUGCUGCAUCGCCACAAAUCUCACAAAUGGUUGGUGGUCGGAGCUCCGGUAGCGAACUCGUCCUCCAAUCCGUCCGUUCGGGCCCCGGGAGCCAUUUUCCGCUGCGACAUCACUGCGGAGUCGCAGCACUGCCAACCCAUUCGUGCUAAUGUGUCGUACUGCGGGAAGACGUGUGAAGGAGAAAGUGAUCACCAGUGGCUGGGAGUCAGUCUGUCCAGACAACCUGGAGACAAGGGAGGACACAUCAUGGCGUGCGCUCACCGCUGGAAGAACGUCUUCUACUCAAAGAAGGACAGUCAGAACAACAAGCUGCCUAACGGAGUCUGUUAUCGCUACGGCAGCGACCUGAGGCAGGGCCAGCACAUCAUCCCCUGCUACAGAGACCACCAGAGGAAGUUCGGUGAGGACUACGGGUCAUGUCAGGCCGGCAUUUCGAAUUUCCUGACCGAGGAUCUGAUCAUCAUGGGGGCUCCGGGGACGUCUUAUUGGACGGGUUCGGUCCUGGUCUUCAACACGACCAGUCGAGGGAUGUCAGUGUACCUCGAUGAUGAAGCUGGUGCAGUCAGCUUCGGAAGCUACCUGGGUUACUCUGUUGGAGCCGGUCACUUCCUGAGCCCUGUUACAUCGGAGGUGGUGGGCGGAGCUCCGCAAUACAACCAGAGAGGGAAGGUCUUCAUCUUCACCCUCGACAGCAAUUUGCUUCGGGUCGUUUCUGAAGUGUCCGGAAAUCAGCUGGGAUCUUACUUUGGCUCCAGUUUGUGUGCGGUGGAUCUGAACGCUGAUGGUCUGUCGGAUCUGCUGGUCGGUGCACCCUUGACAACGGGCGCCGUCCGGGAGGAGGGAAGAGUCCACGUGUACAUCAACCAGGGGCAGGCCAAACUGUUGGAGGCGGAGUUUCAGCUGACUGGCAGCGACGCCUACGCCGCCCGGUUCGGGGAGACCAUCGCUGACCUGGGAGACCUGGAUGACGAUGGCUACCAUGAUGUGGCGGUCGGUGCACCACAGGAAGACGACCUGAAAGGAGCCGUCUACAUCUAUAACGGAAGGAAGGACGGCAUCUCACCAUCUCCAUCCCAGAGAAUCACCGGAUCCACCUUGGGUCGCGACCUCAGGAUGUUCGGCCAGUCGCUCAGCUCUGGCAUUGACAUCGACGAUAACGGCUACCAGGAUGUGGCGGUCGGUGCGUUCCUCUCGGACGCAGCUGUGGUUCUCAGGACCCGUCCCGUGAUUAAGGUGAAGGCGUCUCUGGCUCUGCCUGAGCAGAUUGACCAGCGGGUGGCGCUGUGCAGUGAACACAAGACGCCAACGGUCUGCCUCAACGUCACCGUCUGUUUCAGUGUCUGGUCCAGACAGUUCCGAGGAGCCAUAGAUCUUCAGUAUAAUUUGACCUCUGACCUCCUCCAUAAACCGUCCUUCCCUCAUCGUUUCUAUUUCCAUGGUAACGGGUCGUCCAACAGCACAAGGGGGCAAGUGAGGGCGCGACAUGGCCAGCUCGCUUGUACGACACACGUGGCUUACCAAAGGAAAGACGUGAGGGACAUUUUUACCCCAGUCCAGUUUGAAGUUUCUUACAGCCUCAGAGAAUCAAACCACAGAGCCUCUUCCAAAACCUUCCCUCCGUUGAAACCCAUUCUGCAGCAGAGUGCUGGACACCAGAACACUAUCACCAACCAGACUCAGUUUGCUCGCUCCUGUUCUCUGGUGAACUGCUCGACCAACAUGCAGCUGUCGGCUGAGCUGGUGCUGCCACAUCAGCAGCAGUACUUUGCUCUCGGCUCUGGACAGACCAUCGUUUUGAAAACCUCCGUGGUGAACUCCGGAGACGACGCCUUCCUGCCGCGUCUGACGCUGCAUUUCCCGAACAACAUCCACUACAUUAAAGUGCUGCAGAACCAGGACAACCUGGUCAGUUGUGACGUCACACAGGAGACCAACAGUACGAUGGUGGUCGUUGACUGCAGCGUCACCAGCCUCCUGCUGCCGGCCGACGCCCAGCUGAAUAUCAACUUCCUAUUGGACGUGAACCAGAACAGCACGCCUGGUGAUAUCAACAUCCAUGUCAACACCAGCAGUGAUAACUAUGAGCGAGGCGAGUAUCUCCAUGACAACUCCAAGAGUCUCCUCCUUCCUCUUAAAUAUGGAGUCAACAUCAACAUCCACGGUUUUGUGAAUCCCACCUCUUUCGUGUUCGGAGAUGAAGACCUGACUCCGGUUAACUGCUACACUGAAACAUUCAACUACACGUACAAGGUGUUAAACUCCGGUCCCAGCAGGUCUCUAGACACCGUGGUUGAGAUUGUGCUACCGAAGAUCCUCACACCGUACCGACACAGGCUGCUGCAGGUGAUCGACUUGCAGUCGUCUCAUGGUGCGUGUUCCAUCAGCGACACGACCGUUUCAGUCAUCGAGGACUGUGACGUCCCUCAAGCUUCUUUCAUCAAACAACUCAUCUUCUUCUUCUCCUUCAGCUCCACACGCAGAAUGUUUUGUGGCCGUGGCGAUGAGCUGUGUGAGCGGCUGGUGUGUCGCCUCGGGAGCCUGGAGGCAGGAAGAGACGCCACCAUCCAACUGGAGACCAGACUGAACCCCACUGUGCUACUGCAAGCUCCGGGUCGUCACAGUAUCAUGACGCUGGAGAGCACAGCGACGAUCUCGUCCCCCAGAGAAGAUCCCCACACCAUCCUCGUCCAGAAACAUCCUGCAGUACAGGUGGUGGUUGAAGCUCUUUUUACCCAGAAGCCCUCGACGACGGUGAAGGUCUUCAUCAUCGUCGUCAGUUUAGUUCUGGGUCUGAUGAUCCUGGCCGCUCUCAUCUGGUGUCUAUGGAAGGCUGGUUUCUUCAAGAGGGAACUCCAGAAGAAGGAGGAGGAGUUCAGGAGACACAGCUGGGACUACGUUCCUAAGAGCAGCGAGCGAGAGAGCGUUUCCUAACCCCAGCUGUCACCUCUGCUCCACCCGUGACCUUCGACCCGUGACGGACAUUGGACACCGACGGCCAAAAUGAAAACGUGUCCGAACUUGUGUCAGAGGUUUGAAGUCAGACCUGUCUGAUGAACACGUCUCAAGUGAACGCCCCCCACCCCCCUGACUGUGAACUUUUAAAUUAUUUUUGCCUGAUGUGCCUCCACAACUACAGAGAAAAUCAAAGACUUGGAAAAAGUCUGCAGCUACGUACAGACGGAGGAUGAAUAAAAAAAAGGGAAGUGAACCUGAACCAUUCGAAUGUGGACCAGUCAAGUCUCAGGGUUUCCUGGGAUAAUGAUGACGGCCUCCGUUUGGACUCUUACAAGAGGAAAUGAACCAAAGGAAGUGACCUUCAACCUCAGGGGAUGGAAGCCUGGCCCUCUGAUUGGCUCAUAGCUCUCUGGGAGGCCUCCCCUUUUUUUUUCUAUACAGUAUUGUUAUUCGGCCGCUGUCCAACACACACACACACACACACACACACACACACACACACACACACACA